Molecule: messenger RNA, 1995 nt
Organism: Lingula anatina
Lineage: Eukaryota; Metazoa; Brachiopoda; Lingulata; Lingulida; Lingulidae
Source: RefSeq, a predicted model, not a curated record
GGUGUACCAAGAACCCGCAUCGUCACAAUCCUGCAGAACAACCGUGCCAGCCCGGUGAUAAACAACGAUGGCGACUGAUCACGAUCGCGGCGAUUGUAGCUGGAUCCCAAUCAUCGAUUUAAAGGCGUUUGACAUCACAAAAGAAGAGAAUGAAGUCGACAGAAAAGAUCUGGAAAAGCUUGCUAAUGAUGUGUUCAAAGCUUUCAGCACCAUAGGAUUUGUUUAUGUCAAAAAUCACGGAAUUCCCCAAGAUCAGAUUGACAAUAUAUUCAGGUUGUCAGAUGAAUUUUUUGCACAACCACAAGAGACCAAAGAUAAAUUCAUCCGUCCAAUGUCUGAUCCUGCUGCAAUUGGUUACAUUCCAAUUGGAAGAGAAUAUUUUGAUGCCAACAAACCUGCUGACCUCAAAGAAUCAUUUGACGCUGUCCCAGGAAGUGAAUAUUCUCAGUACUGGCCAAACAUACCAAACUUUGAGGAGGAUGUUGUAAAGUUCCACAGAACGUGUGCCAAGCUGGGCUUACGAUUGCUCAAACUGAUUGGAAUGGGAUUAGGACUGGAGGACUCUGAAUUUUUUGUAAAAGCACAUGAAAAGAUCAGUUCGAGAGCCAGCAAUAACACAGCCAUUUUGCGUCUUCUGCACUAUCCGCCUGUGAAGGACGGUGAAGGUACAGGGAAUUAUGGGAAGACUAAUGAGUAUGACUUUCUGCCAGAGCAGACACGCUGUGGUGAACACACGGAUUACGGCUCCAUGACUCUGCUCUUCCAGGAUGACACUGGAGGCCUGGAGGUCCAGACAGUAAAUGGGGAGUUCAAGCCAGCCACGCCCAUACCAGGCACUGUGGUGGUCAACAUAGCCGACAUGAUGCAGAGGUGGACAGCGGAUGGACUCAAGUCCACUUGUCACAGAGUGAUCCCCCAUAGGAAGACCAAACCAAGGCGUUCUAUGGCAUUUUUCAUUGAUCCUGAUGGGGACGCAGUGAUUGCGCCUUUGGACAAUUCCAAAAAGUAUCCACCAAUAAAGUUUAUAGACUACUUCAACAAACGUUAUGAAGAAACCGGAAUGACUCGGGAGGAACAUAUACAGUAGAUGGUUUAUAUCUAAUGAGACAAUCAUGUUACUUGCCUGAUUAGAUUUUGACGUUGCCUAACAUUGUCUUCAGGAUUAUGCCAAGAUUAUUUGUUUAUUUGUAUUGAUAGUACUGAAAAUGUCAGGAUGUUUUCUCUUGAAAAUUAUGAUAUUCAUAAUUGUUUUAAUUUGACAAGGUAAAUAAUCCAUCCACACUGUUGAUGAUGUUGGUAAUAUAACUGCUGGUAUUUGAAGAAAGUGCUUGUUUCACUAACACCUUUGGACCAUUUGUACCAUUUUUCUUUAAAAUUAAAAAAAAAAUUAAACCAUUGAAAAUACUCUGUUGUGUCUGUGCCUAUAAAGUUAUAGUGAUUUUAUUGGUUUGAAAGCUGUAUAUACAGGAUUUAUAUUUGAUGAUUGAUAUUGCUGUAUGAUAUUAUCUGGGUUGUUGACUUUUUUCCCUACAAGUGGCAUUUUUGGCCACUAUUUUGGCUUCAUAAUUCUGUGAAAGUUAAGUGUGCAAUUAUAUUCUUUUGGUUGCUUUGAAGGUUUAUGAUUUGAAUUAUUAGAUUAAGUUUUUGAAAUUAUUGUAAAGCUUUUGGCAAGCUUUUUUUAAACCAAUUAUUAUUUUAAAUUCUGAAGUGUUGGUAAAAAACAUAAUGGCAGUUUUAAGCUAUGCUGUAUAUAUUUUUCUUUCAUUUACCUGAUUGUCUUAUACCAAAUUUAAGCCAAUAUUUAGGCAUUUUUUCAAAGUGGCAAUAUUUUAAUUUGUUUACUUUUUUUGUUAAUAAGUGAUUGUGGAAAGACUGAAAAACGUUUGUAAAAUUAUUAGUUUCAUUCAUUGUUGGAUGGGAGCUGUUGAAUUAUUCAGAUGAAAGUGUCACAUUGUUGUUGAUCAAUUGGGAAUAAAGCAGUAGGUUGAUUGGUUA